CCGCUCGCUCGCUCGCUCGCUCUCUCGCUCGCUCGCGGACCGCAGGCCCCUCGGGCGCAGCCGGAGGCGCCCGGGCGGCGGCGGCGGCGGCGGCGCGGAGUAGGCCGGAGCGGGCGGCCAGGCGGCCGCGCGGUGGCGGAGCGGGCGGAGCCCAGCGCUCGUACCCCGCGCCCGGCGCGCCCCGGCCGCCGCCAUGAGCGGCUCCUCGGGCACCCCGUAUCUGGGCAGCAAGAUCAGCCUCAUCUCCAAGGCGCAGAUCCGCUACGAGGGCAUUCUCUACACCAUCGACACCGACAAUUCCACCGUGGCGCUCGCCAAAGUGAGGUCCUUUGGUACUGAAGAUCGUCCCACAGAUAGGCCUGCUCCCCCAAGAGAGGAAAUUUAUGAAUACAUCAUUUUCCGGGGCAGUGAUAUCAAAGAUAUUACUGUGUGUGAACCUCCAAAAGCUCAGCACACACUCCCUCAGGAUCCUGCUAUUGUUCAGUCUUCCCUGGGCUCUGCUUCAGCCUCGCCCUUCCAGCCGCAUGUGCCUUACAGCCCCUUCAGAGGGAUGCCGUCCUACGGCCAGCUGGCGGCCAGCUCCCUGCUCAGCCAGCAGUAUGCUGCCACCUUAGGUCUAGAGAAGUUGGUAAGCCCUCCAGCCUCAGCCGCUGCCUCCAGCCCUAGUUCUUCUCCAUCUCCACAGCCCGUUUCAGAGCUUGACAUGUCCUCAGAGCCACCUCAGCUUGCUUCCAAGGGAGCUGGUUUUCCAUCCACUCCAGUCGGCAAGAGUCCCAUGGUGGAGCAAGCUGUCCAGACUGGCUCUGUUGAUAACCUGAAUGCCAAAAAGCUGCUACCCAGCAAGAACACCUCAGGAACACAGCUCAGCGGACGCCAGGUGCAGCCAAGCAGCAAGAUUUCCAGUGAUAUAGUCCAGCCAGCAGCUGUGCACACUCCAGGUCAGGUGAAUGACGAGAAUCGAAGGCCUCAAAGGCGACGGUCAGGGCACCGGCGAACAAGGAAUCGCUCCAGGGGGCAAAACCGUCCAGCUAAUGUCAAGGAAAACACAAUCAAGUUUGAAGGAGACUUUGAUUUUGAGAGUGCAAAUGCCCAGUUCAACAGAGAGGAGCUUGAUAAAGAGUUUAAGAAGAAGCUUAAUUUUAAAGAUAACAAAGCCGAGAAGGGGGAAGAGAAGGACGCCACUGUGGUGGCCCAGAGCGAUGGAAGUCCUGCGGAGGAGGACCUGCUCGGGCCCAGCUGCUACUAUGACAAGUCCAAAUCAUUUUUCGACAACAUCUCUUCAGAACUCAAGACCAGUUCCAGGCGGACAACGUGGGCUGAAGAGAGGAAGCUUAACACAGAGACCUUUGGAGUGUCAGGGAGGUUCCUUCGUGGCCGCAGUUCCCGCGGUGGAUUCCGAGGAGGCAGGGGCAGUGGGACAACCCGGCGCAACCCAGCUUCUCACAGAGCCGGGACUGGCAGGGUGUGAGGUACAGCCUGAGCUGCUGCUGAAGAGGCACAGAAGUGGCGCUGUGUAUGAAAGGACACAAGGAGAUGAUGCACUUAACAGGGGAGAAGUGGGUCCCGUUGUUUACUGAGUUUGGAAAAUUCCCAUACUGCUACUUAUGUUUUGGACUUAACUUAGACACGGUCUGAGUUGGAGCCACUUGUUUUUUUGGGAAGUAUUCAUGGGUAACCUCUUUGAGGUGUCUUGACCUAAAUUUCCUUUUUGGUUGUGCAUAGCCUAAUUUUACAGUUUUGGUAUUUGCAAAAGGUUUCUAUAGUGAAGGCUUGAUCCUCACCUUGUGACUGUUUCUUUCUUUCUUUGACUUUUAAAACAGAACCAAAUCUCAUUUGGCACUUGUGGCCAAGUGCAUCUCUAGAUCCCAUCUGGCCCCUGGUGCUGCUGGCCUGGCAUCCCCAUUGCCAAAAGUGGGGUCUCAGGAGACAGGCAGGGCUAGCAGAGUGGGCCGGGCAUGUGGGGCGGGCGGGCAGGGAAAGGGGGGUGUCCCAUGGAUCAUGUUGUGUAAUGAACCAGUAACUUCAGGGUUGGGGGCUGGCAGAAGGGGGUGGUCUUGUGAGAAGACCCCUGAAUGUUAGCUACAUGGUGUUAUGUGGAGCCUGGUUUGCCCAGGCUCCUAGGCUUAGGGUUGAAGCCCAUGUAGGGUGCACCCUGUGGUCUUCCUGUCCUGCUCCCCCAGGUCAGCCAGUGUCAGACUCUGGCUGAACACUUUAUAGUGUUCUUGUCCUCUUGGAAAUGAGCCAGUCUUUUUUGCAAGGUCAGCUGACCUUAUUUUCUCUUGAUUGUAAAUAGUUCUUGUGUGUUUGUUUCAAAGGUGGGUGGAGGGAGGGUGGGAGUAUAAAUUUGUUGCAUGAGUAAAUGGGUCAGAUCUUCAGUAUAAGCAUGCGUCCUUUUGACUGACAGGGCAUUUUGUUGAAAAUAAGCACCUUGGUAACUCAACUCCUUCAAAGUAGCUAUAAAGGCAUUAGUUCUGUGUUAAGUUACUGUAAAAGCUUGGGUUUAUUUUUGUAGGACUUCUUGGCUAAGAAUUAGAAAACAGCAUUGGGACUGCUCUGUCGGAGUAAUGUAAAUUACAACUAUAAAUAAACAAGCAAAGCUUUCAAACUUU
This is a messenger RNA of Perognathus longimembris pacificus (Pacific pocket mouse), 2609 nucleotides long. It is a transcript of the gene Lsm14b, whose product is annotated as LSM family member 14B. Lineage: Eukaryota; Metazoa; Chordata; Mammalia; Rodentia; Heteromyidae. Gene Ontology annotation, molecular function: mRNA binding. The coding region runs from base 194 to 1468 and encodes 424 amino acids. The transcript is spliced from 10 exons. The record is from RefSeq and is a predicted model, not a curated record.